This is a messenger RNA of Sipha flava (yellow sugarcane aphid), 5669 nucleotides long. RefSeq names its product proteasome adapter and scaffold protein ECM29. Gene Ontology annotation, biological process: proteasome assembly. Gene Ontology annotation, cellular component: nucleus; cytoplasm. The transcript has 35 exons. The coding region runs from base 296 to 5572 and encodes 1758 amino acids. Gene Ontology annotation, molecular function: molecular adaptor activity. NCBI's taxonomy places the organism in Eukaryota, Metazoa, Arthropoda, Insecta, Hemiptera, Aphididae. The record is from RefSeq and is a predicted model, not a curated record.
CAAGCUAUAAUGAGACCAUGGAGUAACAGUAUCUUAUUCUAUGAAUUCGAAGUUUUAUUACUCUAUAAUUCCAUCUAUUUAGUUUCAUUAGAGCACUAGAAAUGCACUUUUAAAAUGCCUUUGUUUUACUACUCAAUGAUCAAAAACGUUGAUAAGCUUUACGUAUAAGAAACUAGAAACGUUAUACGGUAUUCUUACGUUUCCUUCGAGUUCGUCAUCACCUUUGCUUAUGUAGACAAUGAUAAUGAAAAUUUGAAGAUUAUCAUUAUUCAUAUACAUAUACAUAAUAUCAUAUAUGGUAACUAUUUUUUCUCAUCCUGUUUCUCGUAUUGCGUCUUUGUAUCGUUUGCUUACUUCAAUAAUGUCUGAAACAAACAUGGAUCAGGAAUUGAUGCUCUUGGAAAGAGUAUUUUUUCGUAUUGGUUCAGCCGAUACAGAUACUCAGCUCUCUUCUUGCAUCAACAACUUUUUAGUACCAGUAUUACAAAAACUAUCUUCACCACAUGAAUCCGUCAGGAAUAAAGUUUUUGAAUUAUUAACGCAUAUUACAAGAGUGGUAAAGCAAAGUCCAAGUAUUAUACUUCCUGUUGAUCAGUUGGUCAAACUUUUAUCAACAUCCACUAACAAUUUUGUCUUGAAUUUCACUAUAGUAUUUGUGAAAAUGAGUUUUGGCCGUAUAGAUAAUAAUAAAAAAAUUGAACUAAUUCCUCAACUUAUCAAUUCCGCGGCAAAAAAUGCUAUUGCUCAUCAAGAAAGCAUUCUGUUACUUAUAAUUGGAUCUCUCAAUAAAUCUAAUGUUCAAGUCGCUAGUACAGGAGUUGCAGUUAUUAAGGAUCAUUCAAAGUUGAAAACUGUUAUGUUGCAGUUAAUGUUAGACAUAUUACUACUGCCUUAUAAAUGGAAUGGAUCGGAUGAAGAUCCCUUAGCUGGAUUUAAUACUCAAUCAAUCAAGCGAUUGCGACUCAAUAUACCUUUAAUAUUCAUAGAUUCUGAUUACCAUGAACAAGUUAAAUUAGGUAUUUUGGGAUUGAUAGCAGCAAAUAUUUUUGAAUCUCAAUCUGUAUUGGUUCAUUCAAUUAUUGGUGCUGCUGAUACCCGAUAUUUGGUAGCUAAUUCUGGUGACAGUGAAUUAAGAAAGAUUACUUGUGAAAUUGAUUGGUCUAAAUCAUCUACUAUGAUGCCAUUAUAUUUACUAUUUUCUGGCACUACCGGUUUGAACAAACAAGAUACAAAUAAUAAAAAACAACCAGCUUGUGUACGGAUACGAUUAAAAAUAUUACCAAGUUUGUGUUUAAGUAGAGGCGAAGAAUCAAUCAUAUGGCCACAAUGUCUGCAUAUAAUUUUUGAUUGUUGGAAUGGGGAAAAUACUAAUCAAAGACUUAAAAACUUGGCCUUGCAAUUUGCUCAAGUUAUUAUACAACAAAAACCUGCUGAAGUUCUGCUUCCAGCCACUCAAGUUAUAUUAAAUUUUGGUUUGUUAAAAUUGUUAAAAUCACCUGAGUUGGAUUUGAAUGGAAAACAGAUGACAUAUACUUUAAUUGGCUUAUUAAUUUCUAAAGUCCCUACUGCAGUGAAAGAAGAUUUAGAGCUUUUGACUUCAUUUUUUGAUGCUUUAAUAAAAGAGCCUUCUUCAGAUUUAAAAGGAAGUAUUAGAUCAAGUUUAAUUUCUAUGUGUAAUGCAUAUAAAGAAUCUUCUAAACUGUCUAGUAUAUUGAAAAUGCUUGAACAUUAUUGUAAAAUGUCCGACAAUCUUGUAAAACAAGUAACUACUCACUAUUUGUCUUACUUAUUUCCCGCCGAUGAUGCUAGAUCAAGAUUAUUGUUGAUCCAGUCUCAUACAUCUUCAGUUGGUGAAACAAAUUUAAAAAAGAUAUUAUAUAAUGUGGAUGAAGUAGGUAAUCUUGUUGGUAAAAAUGAUAGUACAUUGCUUUUACCUCGGUUUCCCGAUAUGGUAAUGACUGUAGUGGAGAAUAGUAAUCAGUAUGACUCGUCAGCUUUAUUAGAGAUUGCUGAAUAUUUAAGCCAUUGCUUGACUUUAAGUGCUGGUCUACCAGUUACAUAUAACACUUUAUACCAUCCAUCAAAACAAACACCAGAUAUUUGUAAAUAUUUGUCAAAGGUUUAUCAGUCUGAUGCAAAUAUUAUUGAAAGUUAUGUGAAACUUAUGUUACAAUUGAUACAAAUCAAACCAAGUAUUAUUCCAUUAAAUAAUUUAUUAGUAUGUAUCGCAGCAUUACCAAUUGAAUUAAAAGACCUGUUCAUCAAGGAUUUGAAUACAAUUCAGAAAUUAUUUGUAUCAAGUAAUGAAGAUAUGCGUAAAUUAAGUGGAAUAUUAUAUGGUAUAAGUCUAUCAGCUUUGGAUGAAACAACAUUUGAUAAACAUAUUAAAGCAUUAAUAUCAUCAGUCACGGAUAAAAAUCGUAAUAAGUCAUUGGAAUUAUAUGCUUCUUUAUAUGCUUUAUCUUCUAUCCAUGAAUAUAGAUUUUUUAAUAGUAAAAAUGUUCCUCUAUUGAUUGAGCAAGAUACAUUUUCUUCUCUUGUAUUGUUACUUGAUGAUACAAGUCCAUUAAUAGUUGGUGCUGCUUGUGAUGUGAUUGGUGCAAUAGGAAGGCUAAAUCCUAUACCAAUUGAAGAAAGAAAUAAAGCAUUCCUAAUAAAAAAACUCUUAAGCAUUUCAUUCAAUAAUUCUACUCUUUCAAAGAUUAGAAAUAAAGGAAUCAAAUGCACAGGAUUGAUUUGUGUUGGAGAAACUUCAUCAAGAAGUAAAGAUAUUAUUGAAGCAUAUUUAGAAAAAACAAAACAUACUAAAGAUAUAGAGAUUCAUUUGUCGAUUGGUGAUAGUAUAUCUUGUGCUAUACUUGGUCCACUAUCAAAAAUGUCCCGUAACUUUUGGACACUUACCGAAGAAGAGUAUAAAAAAAAAAUAGUUGUUGAUAUUUCUAUUGAUGAAUGUGAUAAAUUAGCAGAUUAUUUUUUAAAUAAUAUAUUAGAAAAAGUUAAUUCUGAAGAUCAUCCAAAUUCAAAACAGGCAUGUUGUGUAUGGAUGUAUAAUGUAUUGAAUGAAUGUCAUACAUUAACAUCAGUUAACCAAAAACUUGCUCGAAUCCAAACUGCUUAUGUUGCACUUCUUACAGAAAAAAAUAACUACAUACGAGAUAUUGCAUCUAAGGCUUUGAUACAAGUAUAUGAAUAUGAAGCUGAAGAACGUAAAGAACAAAUCUUAAAACUGCUUAUAAAACAAUUAUCUGAAUAUAUGGCAGUUGGAAAUAGUGUUAAAGAUAGUUCUGGAGGAAUUUUGUCAACAUACAAAGAAUUGUGUUCAUUAGUAACUGAUCUAAAUAGGCCAAAAUUAAUAUACAAAUUUAUACAAUUAGCCAACUAUAAUAAAAAAAAGGAACCUCAAUCAAAGUUAGAUAUUGAUGAACAACUUAAUGAACAGUUACCAUUUAUUAUACCAAGACUUUAUCGUUAUCAACAUGAUCCAACACCAAUAGUACAGACUUCAAUGAGUGCUAUUUGGAGUUAUCUAGUGUUAGAUACACGCUUGACAGUUGAUAAGUAUUAUAAAGAAAUUUAUGUAGAUUUAGUGAAAAAUAUAACUUGUCCUGAUUGGCGGGUACGGAUUUCUGUUUGUCAAGCUCUUCCUUCAUUUUUGCAGUAUACAGGAGAUAAAAUAUUUACAAAAUGUUUAGAUCUGACAAUUGAAGCAUGGACACAACUCAUUAGAGUAAUGGAUGAUAUUCACGAAGGCACUAGAAAAGCCGCUACAUCUACAGCAAAAACAUUAUCAAAGUUAUGUGUAAAUGAAUGUACCACCAAUACCCAAUUGCUUCAACUACUUUUACCUAUCAUUUUGGACAAAGGUCUCUAUCACACAGAAUCAAGUAUCCGUGCAGUAAGUAUGGAUAUGAUAUCUCAAUUAAUCGUCAACUGUGGUGAACAAUUAAAAGGAGAUUUAGCUAAGUUAAUUAUUGCAUUAUUGAGAGGAGCUGAUAAAAUGGAAUCACCAGAUUUGGGUGCAUUAAGUGUUAUGUUUGGAGCUAAUCCUAACACUCAAGAAAUUAUAGACUCUCGCCGUGCUGCUGAAGCAAGAACUCUUAGUUCAAGUGAUGUUUUAUCUAAGAGUUUACUUUAUAUUGAUGAAUCAGUAAUACAUGAUUUGAUACCACUCUUACAAGAUCUUUUAACCACCAAUAUUGGAUUACCUAUCAAAGUGGCCACGUCACAUUUCAUUAGUUUGCUAAUCACUCAAAAACAUCAACAAUUAAAUUCUAAAUUUUUAGAUAAAAUUUUAAAACCUUUGAUGAAAGGCAUUACUGAUCGGAAUACUACAAUUCGAAAAAGCUACGCUUCCACUAUAGCUGUAAUUACUACAAUAGCAAAAGAGAGUACUGUAAACAAGUUAAUUCUAUCAUUAAAAGAUGUGUACAUGGAAAAUGAAGAUGAAAGUAUCAGACAAACUGUUGGAUAUUCUCUAAAAGGAAUAAGUCAAUGUGAAAAGCCAGAUUUAUACUUGGGCAGUAUUAUACCAUUAAUAUUUUUUGCUACUCACUAUAAACAGCCUGAAAGUGACGAAGUAGUUGCAACAGAUAAAAGUCAUGAUAUAUGGAAAGAACUUUGGGAAGAUAAUGUACACAAUACUGAAGGUGUACUAUCACGUCAUUUAGAUUCUGUUUAUGAAUUUUUGGGUAUUGCAAUUAAAUCUUCGUCUUGGGCAAUGAAAGCUCAAGCAGCAAGAUCAAUUGGUGAUGCAGCUAAUAUACUUGGUCGGCAUUUAAAUGAAGAACAUCGUAACAGAUUUAUAGAGACAAUUAAAACUGGUUUAGCUGGCCGUACUUGGAGUGGAAAAGAAUUCUUACUUGAAGCCUUAUUACAAUUAAAUUUGAGUUCCAGCGAUUCUGCAGAAACAUGCAAAAAUGAAGAAAUUGUAGAGUUGGUUUUUAAUGAAUGUAAGAAGGAAAAUAUAAAUUACAGAAUGAUUGCUUUAAAAACUCUUGGUGAGCUUUUGGAAAAAUUGAAAAUUGAUCGUUUUACUCAAACUUAUCAAUUAGUUAUGCAUAUUAUACAAAAAAGCUCAGAGGAUUCAGAUGUUGAUAAUCAAUCACAAAAUUUAAAACUUAAAGAAUCUUUGUUCUCGUUAGUUGGGAAGGCAUGGCCUUAUACCUUAGCAACUCAAGUUGAAUUUGGAGAAACAGUUGUGGCCCAAUGUGCUGAUCACUUAAAAAACAAUACUAGACCAUUACAAUUAGCUAUUAUGGGUACGCUUUUGAAAGUGAUAGAGCGCUUGGGUUUUGCUCAAUUGCAUGCCAGUCACAAACAUGAGCUUAAGUACAUACUUAGUCAUGUGAGAAGAACUUUACACUUUUCUUUUGGUGUCCCUAAAAAUAUAAGCUUGAGAAAAUUAUCAUUGGAGGUUUAUUUAUUGGUGAUAACUAAUUUAAAAAAUUUAAGAGCUGUUGAAGAAUUGGAUUCAUUUAUGAAUUUAUACAAUGAGUUUUCAAUGAACUUUAUCGCAGAUGAAUCUCCGGAAGUUAAACUUCUUAUACAGAAAAUUAAAGAAUCUAUAGAGUAGUGGUAAUCUGUAGUGAAAAUCAAUAUGUACAUAAAAACCUUUUUUUUUUAUCUUUAAAAACCUUUGGACUAAUUGUUAUAUAUAUAUAUAUAUGUGU